AUGAGAAAUACACUGAAAGUAUUGGUGGAAAGCAAUCGCUUCGAUCGCGUCCUCCAACAGGUCUCACACGUGUCCACAACCGGUGAGGAAGUGGUCGACAUAAAGAGCGCAUCAAAGGGUCGAUUGACUGCUCACGUGAUUGUCACCAAAGAGAUGACCAAUUGGUCCGAUCGACUUCACGGAGGAAUGACUGCCACUCUUGUGGACCAGUUGUCGAGUCUGGCGCUCACCACAGCUCUGGUCACUCCUGAGCAGCAAAGAGAGGGAGUGUUCGCCAAAGUAAACAGCGUUUCCUUUCCUUUCUUGUUCGCCAAAGUAAACAGCGUUUCGUUGGACUUAAGUAUCACUUAUUUAAAUGGCGUUCAAUUGGGAGACACUCUUCUCAUUGAAGCCAAUGCUCUGAAAUGUGGCAAAAAUAUAGCUUUCCUUUCCGUCGAUGUCUUCAAUCAAAAUACCAAUCAAUUGGUGGCCAAUGGAAAGCACACCAAAUAUUUGCUCAAUAAAUGA
Molecule: messenger RNA, 507 nt
Organism: Medioppia subpectinata
Lineage: Eukaryota; Metazoa; Arthropoda; Arachnida; Sarcoptiformes; Oppiidae
Source: the annotation of a GenBank genome assembly